Molecule: messenger RNA, 1777 nt
Organism: Naegleria gruberi
Lineage: Eukaryota; Heterolobosea; Eutetramitea; Acrasida; Naegleriidae
Exons: 3
Coding region: 5-1732 (575 amino acids)
Source: RefSeq, a predicted model, not a curated record
AAAAAUGCGAAAAUUCUUCAAAGCGUUUUUUUCUGGUUCUCGGAGUGGUGAGGAGACUCUAUCAACUGGUCCUAUUGAAGAGUGGAGGAAGGAGCAAUUUGUAUUGUGGUUGAAGGAGAAGGAGUUUGAUCAGAGUAUUGUGGAUGCCAUUCAGGAGAGUAUGGUAUUUGAUGAAAUUCAGGAUUAUACCAAGCUUGGAUUGUAUGAUUUGGUAAUGGUCAUUCCGAAUGAUGCAGCUAUUAAUGUGAUAAAUACUCUUGCAAGUGAUCACCCUUUGAUUUUUGAUAUGGUCGGAAUGGAUGAUAUUGAUGAAUGUAUUAAAACAGCAGAAUCAGUUAAAAUUACCAGAGUUGAGGACAUGACAGAAACUCUCAAGAGCAUUUCAAGACAUAAGAAUCUUACAACCUCUUCUCAAGUGGAUGUUAUUGAACAACAAUCGAUGAAUAGUAAUGAAAAAUCAAUAGUAGAACAGGAUGAAAAGAGGAAAUCAAACCCUACAACAUCAGCAAUAGUGGAAAGAGAAUGGGAUUUGAAUAUUAUUGAAACAUUUUUAUCAUUGCAGAGAAAGAGAUUUCAUGAAAUUCCUGUCACAUAUUGUGGUAGCAUGCUAGAUAGAUCGAUUGGAAGAGAUAUAGAAUUCCCUUUCUGCCAAUCCUCUGAUGAGAUUCAUGAUUUUUCUAAAGAUCUUCCAAAAUUCACAAAACUGACACCACAAGAAGCACAUUCCAUUGAAAAUAUUGUAAAGAAAUUGAAAAAUAUUAAUUCUCUUUCAUGUUUAACAGAUGAAUCCAAACUUGAGGAAAUUGCUCAAAACUUGGCCAUUCCAGAGAGAUUUAAAUUUUUCUACAUGAAUCCAGAUUCAAGCGUAUCUGUUGAUGAUGACACUGAAAAACCUUUCAUCACUGUACAAUUAUUACUGAAUCACAGAAAGGAUCUCACCGAUGAAGAGUAUCCACUUGGAGCCUUCUACUUUUCCAUAGUUAUUGGUCCAUUCUGUAUUGAUUGGAGUGAGAGUGGAAUUGCCUGUGUUCGUAGGAAGGAUAUUUCCAUGUCAGAACUUAUAGAAAUAGAGACUGUUUACACAAUGUAUGAAAUUGAUUCUGUAUUCAAUACAGUUUCAAAAGUAUGUUGUGAAUGGUCUGCUACGAGAAAAUACGAUGCUAAAAAGACUAAUCAACAACACUUUGUUGUUGAUUUGUUACACAGAAUCAGUAUCAUGUCUGUGAUUAAUCAUAACAGAUUUUAUGAUGCUACAGAACCAAAGAAGAAGAAGAGAACCAAGAUCAAACAAGCAUUUUCACCAUACUUGAAUUAUGGAUAUUUUGGAACGUGGAUCUCUAUUUCAACCUCAAUGUGGUACAAAUUACUGACCCAACCUGAAUAUGUUUUGAAUGAAGAAUUGAGACAAACUCUUUUGAAUGCCAUUUUUGAAGAUGAAAUGAAUUCAUCCACAACAGUAUUGGAUGUGGAAAUGAUAAAAUCAAACAUUACAAAUGAUGAGAAAUUUGUUUUUAUUAAAUUUUCCUCUCAGAAAGCAUUGGAUGAUUUUGCCACUCUCACCACCAAGAUUAAUGUCAAGACAGUUAAGGAACCAAACUUUACCUUUUCACUUUUGAGAGCUUUCGAUUUGGCUUUUGGGGAUUUUGGAAAUAGCACCAAAUUCCAACCUUUGAAAACUCCUUCAAAAUUGUGUUCCUUUGGAGGUUAUUCCAUUCCAUUUCCAAGGAGAUAGAACUUUUCCACCCUGUUAAUAAUAAAACCUGUAAAUUAAUUGAAA